Messenger RNA from Panicum virgatum (switchgrass), 2783 nucleotides. Its product is annotated as RNA-binding protein FUS-like. The coding region runs from base 1938 to 2456 and encodes 172 amino acids. Gene Ontology annotation, cellular component: cytoplasm. The record is from RefSeq and is a predicted model, not a curated record. The transcript is spliced from 4 exons. Gene Ontology annotation, molecular function: mRNA binding. Lineage: Eukaryota; Viridiplantae; Streptophyta; Magnoliopsida; Poales; Poaceae.
GCAGUGUAACCAUCUGCCAGUAUGCUUUUGCAUUAGAUUAGACAACAAUUCACACCUCUGUUGUGGAUAUGAGUAGAGGCUGCUAUUUUUAGUAAACGUGGACAAGGAUUUUGUAUCAGUAACCCCCUUUGCUCACCCCCUAGGUUCUUGGGGCCCAUGUGGCACAUGAUUCCUGAAAGGUUCUGAGGAUGUUGCUAAAGGAAAACUCAGGUUAUUUGCUGAGCAUAGGGUAACAAAGACUUGUUUUUAAACCAAUUAUUUGCUUAAGCAUGUUUUUCUUUCAUUGCAUGAACUGCAUUCAUGACAUAACUCGUGUCCAUCAGCCCCCUCCCUUUGCAAUUUAAAAGUUUUCAACUUAUUGGAUCAACAUAGUUGGUAAGACACUAUGUUCGUGGUUUCACUAGUGAGUUUUAUUUUGUCACCUGCACAUCACGUUGUAGCUGUUUAUGUUGAUGGCAAGCUGUUGAUGCUUUAUGCUCCUUUCUGUCCUGGCAUUUAGAAUAUUCACUUGGUGCUGUAAUGUCCCAGUAUUCAUACUUGUUCCUUCUUAUCCGAAAUUUCAGCUAGUCCAUUUCUUAUCCAUGCAAAAUAAAAGGGCAAUUUGUUGAAGCUUGGUUGUACUGUUUUCCUAAAAAAAUUUUUGGCGAAUUUAUCUAUUGAUUAUGGGACUUGUUUCUGUCAUCUUAAUGAUUAGAUAGCUUUCAGCAAGUUGAUUAGUUUAGCCAGUUACAUGGAAGGGACUUCUAAACUAAAGGAAAGGUGUUCCAGUUUAAAAAGGCUUUCAAGUUAUACUGAAUAGAUGAGACGGUUGAGGCGUUGAGCAAUCAUCUUGUUGUAGAUUGCUUGACAGAAAUGGAUAUAGCCUUGAGUUGAUGUGAUGGUUGGGAAUGGAUUCCAUGGUCUUGUCUCAAUUAUUGAUGGUAAAAGAAGGUAAAGUUAGUGUCGAAUAUCAGGAACAGGAAUAGUCUUUUCUUAGUUGCAGGAAUCAAUAGUUACAUGGCAAUAAAUAAGCAUAAGUUCAGAAUGGUGGGCACUAUUCUCUACAUGUCAAACAUCUGUUUAUUUACAUCUGCACUCAUCUUUGCUCAGAAUCUAGUAAGUGCUGAUUUUAAGUUUUGCUUUUCUUUCAAUAUAUUUGCUAUGGCUUGACUUGAUUUUGUAUAUGCAAUAUUCCAUCACACGUGUGUGGAUAGCGCUGGAAGUAGGCAAGUAGCCAGCACAAUUUCUCAAGUUAGUGUGAUAAGCUGGAUUGCUGGCAUGGGAUUAGAUUUUCUGCCUUUUGUCAUAGAUAUGAUUGUGGUUUUGCAACGAGGGAAAGAAAUGGGUGCUAUGUUCCCCUUUCAAAAAUAGGCCUCUGUCAUUCAGCAGUUAACCAUAGCUUAGCUGGAUCGAUUCAAAAUGUGCCAUGGAAACAGAGAACACUUUUACUGACCAUUAACAUUUGCUUGUCUGAAUGCUAUACUGAUCCCCUGAAAUUCCAUAUUAAUGUCACAACCUUUUAUUUUAGAACAUUUCUCAAAAUAUUCUAAUCACCGCUACAAAGACUAGUGCAUACCAAAUUUCCUAAGUACAAGAACACCAAGAAGUGCACACUCCUCCAUCCCAUGUCUCAAAAGAUGUUGCCAAGGCAGGCAGAGAUGCAGGGCAAAGGAGGCAUUCAAACUCCCAUAAUUCUUUUCCCUUUAAUGGCUUUCUCUUCUUUUCUUUUCUUUAACUCCCCUCUUCUUUCUGGUUUUACGUGAUUCCCAUGUUCUUCCGGCCAAAGUGCACCAAGAAUCAAAGGCACAAAGAUAGCUCAACCCUCGGUUUCAGCAUCCCCUCCAAACUUCACUAUAAAUACCCCUGCACAUAGCACCUUGCUGCAUCACCAUUUCACUUCACAGCACUCCUUGUCCUAGGCCCCAGAAACACAAACGGACGCUCUUUGUUUAGGCAAGAUGAACAGGAAGCCUGGAGACUGGGACUGCAGGGCUUGCCAGCACCUCAACUUCAGCCGGCGGGACCUAUGCCAGCGCUGUGGUGAGCCACGUGGAGCUGCUGAUCGUGGCAGCGGUGGUGGAGGUGACUAUGCCAACUUCGGUGGCCGCGGUGGCUCCUCCUUCGGCGGUGGCUUUGGUGCUGGCUCUGAUGUCCGCCCUGGUGACUGGUUAUGUUCCUGCGGCGCGCACAACUUCGCCAGCCGCUCCAACUGCUUCAAGUGCUCUGCCUUCAAGGAGGAGGCUGCUGUCAACAGUGGUGCUGGUGGCUUUGAUGGUGACAUGUCACGCUCUCGCUACGGCUUCGGUGGCGGUGCUGCCCGCACCAACCGCCCUGGUUGGAAGUCUGGAGACUGGAUCUGCACCAGGUCCGGAUGCAACGAGCACAACUUUGCCAGCAGGAUGGAAUGUUUCAGGUGCAACGCACCACGGGACUCCGGUAGCGCUGCCAUGACCUACGAUACUUAUAACUUGCACUGAGGUGUAGGAUCGGAGCUGAUGCUUCGAACGGACCCCGACGAGCAGAAGCAGCAAGAAGAUGAGUCCCUCAAGCUGAUAAGAAGAGUAGUAGAUUUGCAAAAGGCGUCCCCGAUGCUCUAUUACUAGUUUUGUUCCACCCCUACCGUUUCCUUUUAGAAUUUGGUUCUCAUCUCAUUCGCAUCUGGGACAGUACCCCCUCGGACCCUAUGUUUGCUGUUUUAUUCCCGUUGUUUCCCGCAAUGUUUGCGCUUUGCAUCGAGUCAUGUGAUGUAACCCCAAAACGCUUGCUUCACAAGUAUUAACUAGUACUGUUGCUUCUUAAUAUUU